Messenger RNA from Cuscuta epithymum, 1542 nucleotides. NCBI's taxonomy places the organism in Eukaryota, Viridiplantae, Streptophyta, Magnoliopsida, Solanales, Convolvulaceae. The record is from the annotation of a GenBank genome assembly.
CUCGUAUCAGAUUCAAGUCAAAUAUAUUAUUCUUUAUGGUAAUCAGAGCCCUAUCUCUUACGAGCUUCUUCCAUUAAUUUUUUUUUCCGUUGUUAUCCUCAUCAUCCUCACGAUGAUGAACAUCACUGAAUCCACUCCGGUUGUAUCCAUCACCGCUACUACACAUUUUCCGAUCAAGCUUACGGCAUCCAAUUUUCCGGUGUGGAAAUGUCAGGUUCUUAAUGCUUUGGUCGGUCUUGGCCUUGACUUCUACGUCGAUGGCUCUCUGUCCCCGCCGUCUCAAUUCACUGAUCCGGCUAAAACACAGAAAAAUCCAUGUUACACGAUAUGGUACCGGCAAGACAAAACGAUCAUCAGCGCCCUUCUCGGAAGUUGCUCCGAAACUAUCCAGCCGCUCCUUUCGUCCGCUACAACUGCCACUCAAGCAUGGGAAAAGCUCUCGCUCACCUAUGCUAGCACAUCCCGUGGGCGUAUAAUAUCCCUCAAAACCACGCUUGCCCGUGCUGCCCGUGGCACCCGCUCCAUAACAGAAUAUCUAGUCGAGAUGUAUGCCCUGUCUGAGGCAUUGGCUCUCGCUCAACAUCCGUUGCCGGAGGAAGACUUGGUCAUUAAUAUUCUUAAUGGUCUUGGUCCUGAAUACAGCGAACUCACUUCUGCAAUUAGGGUACGUGAAACUGCCAUUCCUAUUACUCAGUUGCAGGAUAUCCUCCUUGAACAUGAGGUCAAACUUCGUGAGCAAGUCACUGCCACAUCUGCUCUUGUGCCUACGGCACAUGUCACCCAUGUUGCUGAGCGUUCUUCCAGUGAGCGUCGUAAUUCCUAUGGUGAUCGUAGAUCUCAUGCUGCUCGUCGUGGACGAGGUGGCUCAUAUGGUGCAUCGCGGCCACCCACUAAUUCUAUUAUAUGUAAGUUUUGUGAUAAUUCUGGACAUGACGUAAAAAGUUGCCGCAAAUUGCAACGUUUUUUACGUGACAAUCAUGUUCAGUAUGCAGCCUCUCCUACCGUGAAUCACACUGCCACCACGUCACCCUCACCUGGACAACCGUGGCUAUUUGACAGUGGUGCUUCUCACCAUGUUGCUUCUGAUGUUUCUCUCUUGUCAUCUUAUACAGACUAUGGCGGUCCUGACGAGGUUCAUCUUGGUGAUGGAUCGAGUCACGGGGGCGCCACUAAUGCGAGGGGAGAACAUUAAUGACGUCUACUAUGUUCCUUCCAGAAUUGAGUCCGUCUCAUCUUAUCGGCCGCACAUACAUGUCACCCAGAGAUUUGCACCUCCUGAUUGGCAUCAUGUUUUCGGCCAUCCGUCAAGUCGUAUUUUUAGUCUUUUAAUUAAUCAGAAUAAACAGUUGUCAUCAUGUCAUUUGUCUCGAGAAUUUCAUUGUCAGUCGUGUUCUAUUAAUAAAAGUACAAAGUUGCCAUUCUUUACGAAUACUAUGAAUGCUACUAGACCUCUUGAAUUAUUAUAUUCUGAUGUGUGGAGUACUACAAACAAGUCUCUUGAUGGUCACGGCUAUUAUGUAAUUUUUGUUGAUUAUUUUACCC